AUGGCGCUGCUUCGUGCCGCCUUUCUGCUGCUUCUCUCGCUCCUUCCUCUACUCGUCGCUCUCCACCUCCCCGCCGCCGUUUCCGCGACGCGCCUCCCCCCGGGCUUGGCGGGGACUCUCGCGGCGCGCCCCACGGCCGAGCAACAGCUGGCACCCGGCAGCGCGGCGGGCCUGGCCGAAGAUGCAGCGCGGAUCCGCGCAGCCGCGGCGCGCGGGGCAAUAGCGGGCCGUGCUCUUAUCGAGGACACAGAGGAUGGGCCCCGCUCGACGGGCGCUCGAGUUCUGGCGGAGAUCAAGGCGCUGCAUUUUGCCACUGACACUGAAGGAGUGCGUGUUGCUGCGGAUGCUGAGGCUGGCGCCCCAAUUGGGCAGAGAGGAAGGGAGUUAAUACUUGAAACUAUUGCUUUGGGGGUGAUGGGGGCGGUCAAGGUGGCCAAAGCUGCGGGGGUGGCGGCUGCGGCAAAGGCGGCGGCUGCGGCGGGUGCAGCAAAGGCGGCGGCUGCGGCGGGUGCAGCAAAGGCGGCGGCUGCGGCGGGUGCAGCAAAGGCGGCGGCUGCAGCAAAAGCAGCGGCUGCGACCAAGGCGGCGGUUGCGGCAAAAGCGGCGGUUGCGGCAAAGGCGGGAAAAGUGGCGGCAGUAGCGGGGAAGGCAGUGAAGACGGUAAAAUCUGGGGGGGCUGCAUUGAAAGCAGCCAAGACAGCACAGGUGGCGAAGGUGACAAAAGCAGUGAAGGCAACUAAGGUGGUGAAGGCAGUGCAGGCAUCCAAGGCUGCCAAGGCUGUGAAAGCAGCAAAGGCGUUCAAAGCAGCUAAGGUGGCCAAGGUGACCAAGGCUGUAAAGGCGAGCAAGGCUGGGCAGUUGGUGCAAGCGGCCAAGGGGACCAAGGCUGCUAAGAUGGUUGCUGCGGCGAAGGGGUCUAAGGCUGGCAAGGCGGCAAUCAAGGCCAAGGAGAUGUAUGACAAGGCGAGUAAGUACUGGUAG
Closterium sp. NIES-65 is the source of this 981-nucleotide messenger RNA. The record is from the annotation of a GenBank genome assembly. NCBI's taxonomy places the organism in Eukaryota, Viridiplantae, Streptophyta, Zygnematophyceae, Desmidiales, Closteriaceae.